AUGCCUGCUCCUCAUCCUUUAAUUAAGCCAUUGCUUGUUCAUACUGGGUUUGCUGAUGUGGCAAAAUUACGCCACUUCAAAAUUGAUCAUCAUCUAGUGACUGCACUUGUUGAGCGAUGGAGACCAGAGAAACACACUUUUCAUCAUCCUGUUAGAGAAUGUACAAUUACACUGGAGGAUGUAGCACUACAACUUGGCAUAAGGGUCGACGGUAGGCCAAUCACUAGUGCAACCUACUAUGAUUGGGAGGAAAUCUGUGAACAAUAUUUGGGUGUUGUUCCACCAAAGGGAGAAGCAAUAGUAGGCUCUGCCAUUAAGCUUAAGUGGUUGCAAGAUAAUAUGCCAUCACUUCCCUCAGAAUCGACACAGCAGCAAUUAGAAGCACAUUGUAGAGCUUAUAUUUUGUGGCUAAUUGGUGGGGUUUUAAUGCCAAACAAGACGGGAAAUCGAGUUCAUUUGAUGUACCUCACUUUCUUGGCUGAUCUCGAUCGAGUUAGGAGGUAUAGUUGGGGCUUUGCUUGUCUGGCAACACUGUACAGAGAAAUGUGUAGGGUCACUAACCUUGAUGCCAAAACCAUGGGCGGCUGUGCGUCAUUGUUGCAAUAUUGGGCAUGGUAUCGCAUGCCUUUCAUUGCAGCAAGAGUUAAUCGGACACCAUCGUAUCCGUUGGUUACGAGGUGA
This is a messenger RNA of Glycine soja, 681 nucleotides long. RefSeq names its product protein MAIN-LIKE 2-like. NCBI's taxonomy places the organism in Eukaryota, Viridiplantae, Streptophyta, Magnoliopsida, Fabales, Fabaceae. The record is from RefSeq and is a predicted model, not a curated record. The transcript has a single exon. The coding region runs from base 1 to 681 and encodes 226 amino acids. Gene Ontology annotation, biological process: meristem development; meristem maintenance.